Messenger RNA from Papaver somniferum (opium poppy), 1192 nucleotides. RefSeq lists its product as uncharacterized. NCBI's taxonomy places the organism in Eukaryota, Viridiplantae, Streptophyta, Magnoliopsida, Ranunculales, Papaveraceae. The record is from RefSeq and is a predicted model, not a curated record. The transcript is spliced from 2 exons. The coding region runs from base 1 to 726 and encodes 241 amino acids.
AUGAAGGCUGCCGCUGCUAGUGAAGAAGAAGAGAUUUGCGGUAGAAAAAUUAAUCAAGAGAGUUGCAGCAGAAAAUUUGGGAAAUGGAGUUGCAAGAAUGCUAGUGCUGAUAAUGAACUGGGUUAUUGUCAAAAACAUUACAAAGAUUACAACGAUUUGGAGUUGGAGAAGAUGAAGCUGCCUCCAGAUGAACAGCGCUGCAGUAAAUUUAGUGGAAUGGGAUGGAGAUGCAAGAAUUUUAGGAUGAGGAGUCAUGGCGGUGCUUCUGCUAAUGAUGAUAGUGUUCGUAACUCCAAAUUUUGUGAAAAACAUUACAUUUAUUUUGCAGAGUAUGGUAAGAAACGGAAGAAGAAGAAGAAAACAAUUGGAGAUGGUGAAGAUGAUGAUACCUCUCAUAUACAAGGUGGUUCUGCCAAUGUUGGGACCAAGAGGAAUAAGAAGCUGUCUCCUUAUGAACAGCGUUGUGGUAGAACUGCUAGUAAGGGAUGGAGAUGCAAGAAUGUUAGGAUGGCUCAUGGUGCUGCUGCUGCUGAUGAUACUGUUCCUAAGACAAUAUAUUGUGAAAAACAUUACAAUUAUCAUGCAAAUCUUAAGAAGAAGAGAAGUGAAGAUGCAGGUUCCGGUCCAGAUGAACAGCGUUGUAGUAAAAUGAAUGGGAUGGGAUGGAGAUGCAAGAAUUCUAGGAUGGGUCAUGGUGCUUCUGUUGAUGAUGACACUGUUCUUUAAGACAAGAUAUUGUGAAAAGCAUUAUCACAAUCUUCAUGCAAAGUAUUCUGAAAAGCUUAAGAAGGUACUGGAGGAAAGUAACGAAUUUUAGGAUGGAGAUGCAAGAAUUUUAGGAUGGGUCAUGAUGCUGCUGUUGAUGAUGAUACUGUUCCUAAGACAAGAUAUUGUGAAAAGCAUUACAAUCUUAAGAAGAAGGUACAGGAGCGUUGCUGUCAAACUGAUGGUAAAAUAUGGAGAUGCAAGAAUUUUAGGAUGGGACAUGGUGAUGAUGAUAGUGUUCCUAAGAGUAGAUAUUGUGAAAAACAUUACAAGAGUAGAUAUUACGAGAACCAUCUUAAGAAGAGAAAUGGGGACGGGGAAGCUGCAGGUUGUAGUGCUACUGGUCCUAUAAAAUGUAGAGGCUUGAAAAGGAAGUGGAAGAAGGUAACUGAGGAAGAUAACCGGUCUCUUGAAGUAACAGAAAGUA